CGAAUGUGGGAUGCAAUUAAAUAGCAAACAACCAUUAUCUGAUCAGCCUCGAUAUGAUAUUGGUUGACAAAGAGGGAACAUUGAUACAUGCAAGCAUCAGAAAGAAUCUUGCUCAAAGUUAUCAUCCACAACUAAAUGAAGGGAGCAUAUAUACAAUUACAAAUUUCUUAGUUGAAGAAAAUAAAGGGAACUAUUGUCCAGUACAUAACAAACUCAAAAUACUUUUCAAUUCAACAACUUCAGUCUCAAAAUUCAGCGGAUUUGAUCAUUCAAUACCUCAAUCCCAAUUUGAAUUUGCUGAUUAUGGAACAAUAGCUUCCCGUUGCUAUGACACACCUUACUUGACUAAUGUGAUUGGCAUAUUGGACUACAUUGGAGCCAUUGAGGAGAUCAAAACAAGAGGGUGUCCAACAAAGAUGAGAAACAUUCAACUAUUGUUAGAAGUGAACAAAUCAGUUCAAACAACUUUGUGGGGAAAUACUGCACAACAAAUAGAUGAUGAUUUCUACAAAACAAAUAGAUGAUGAUUUCUACAAAACAAAUAAAGGGCCAUUCAUUGUAAUAGUCACUUCAACUAUUAUGAAAACUUUAAGAGGUGACUAUCAACUAUCAUCCACUUUUGCAACAAAGUUGUAUGUCAAUUUA
Molecule: messenger RNA, 645 nt
Organism: Quercus lobata
Lineage: Eukaryota; Viridiplantae; Streptophyta; Magnoliopsida; Fagales; Fagaceae
Product: replication factor A protein 1-like
Exons: 5
Coding region: 54-524 (156 amino acids)
Source: RefSeq, a predicted model, not a curated record